AUGUCAGAAUUACAGUGUUUGGUAUGUUAUAAUGAACCUAAACAACCCGUUAUCACACAAUGUGGUCAUACUUUUUGUUGGAAGUGUAUUAAAGGUAAGGUGCCUGGAAAUUGUCCGUUUUGUAGUAAUCCAAUAACAUUAGAUUCAUUAGUUUCAAUCUUUAAUGAAGAGGGCACAAAUGCUCCAAUUAAAAAUGAAGUGAAUAGUUCUAAUAAAGAUCUAGACGAUGAAAAUAAUAACCAACGACCAGCCCAACAUUAUGAGGCAAGUAAUGAAACGUUUUCAAACAAUUUUUUAAGUUUAUUCAAUCAUGAUAUAGGUCCAGGUAUGACAGCUGAACAAGAAAGACAACUAUUCACUAUUCCAAGGUGGUUUAGUGUUGGAAUUGUAUUUAUUGUAUUCACUUUUAUAGUUAUUCUAUGGGUGCAAUAA
Messenger RNA from Entamoeba dispar SAW760, 432 nucleotides. RefSeq lists its product as uncharacterized. Gene Ontology annotation, molecular function: ubiquitin protein ligase activity. NCBI's taxonomy places the organism in Eukaryota, Evosea, Mastigamoebida, Endamoebidae. Gene Ontology annotation, cellular component: endoplasmic reticulum. The transcript has a single exon. Gene Ontology annotation, biological process: ubiquitin-dependent protein catabolic process. Bases 1 to 432 code for a protein of 143 amino acids. The record is from RefSeq and is a predicted model, not a curated record.